Molecule: messenger RNA, 3044 nt
Organism: Chlamydomonas reinhardtii
Lineage: Eukaryota; Viridiplantae; Chlorophyta; Chlorophyceae; Chlamydomonadales; Chlamydomonadaceae
Exons: 22
Coding region: 196-2307 (703 amino acids)
Source: RefSeq, a predicted model, not a curated record
GACAUAUGCUGCAGUCACGUCAAGAUAAUCUCAUAGGCGUUUUAUGAUGCGACUUGGCUACUUAAGCAGAACGAGGUUUCCGUCCGAUGUUGCGCUCUUCAGAAUCUCAUCAGACUGUUGGCCAUUCGGGACCACUAUAGAGUCGUGCUAAGGGCUGUUUACAUGGCACACCUAUUCAAAACUGCUCGGACAAAAAUGCUCGGACAAGCCGUUGCGUUACUCUGCCUGCUCGCUGGAGACGCAGGCGGGCUUGCAUUUGCUAACGCUGAACCUGCGUGGCGUGAAAAGGAGAGACUGCUGGAGAACAACAAGACGCUGCCGUGUGCGGCGUCGGGAACUUGCUCCUUGGGGCAUACACGCCAAUGGACUGGCGACAUAUACCCGCUUCAAGGCCUGCGGGACUGCCUCCGUGCGCGUGUGUACCGGCGGGAGAUCAUCCUGGUGUCUGAGAACCGGCUGGUGGCGGGGUUCCAGCUGUACGACAACAUGAUGCAGAUGGGCUACGACCACAUCGUGUUGAUGUCCACGGAGGAAAACUGCAAGCGGGCGCUCAGGGCCUGGCCGCAGGUGUCGUGCAUCUGGUCCAGCCAGGUCUUUGCGGCGACACCCAAGUACAUGUUAGACAGGCAUGCGUUUCUGCCCAGGGCAGCGCGCCUGGGAGUCAACGUGCUGUGUCUGGACAGUGACUCCAUGUUCUUGAGUGACAUCUACUCACACUUGAAGGCCCCGCCACUGCGGGACAUGGCGCUGAUGGCGCUCAAGGACCCGGCCAUUGGCUGGCUCAACUCGGCGGUCGUCUAUGUGCAGAAUGCGCGGCCGGACGGGCCAUCAGUGUACGUUUUGAACGAAGUCAUUGACCGCCUGGAGCGAUGGGCGGAAGCUCGCGAGUACAUGCUUGGACGGAAUAGGAAAGACUUCUGCUGGGAGCAGAUGGCCAUGAGCGACAUCCUCAUGUCGGCGGUAAUUGGGCGGCCCAUCGCCUAUGGCUGCUGGAAUUGGGACCGCAACGUCACGUACCGGGAUGCAUGGGAGGGGGCACACAAGCGCUACUUUGGCUAUAACGAAACCGGUGGCAUCGGCUCCUGGCACUUCCUCAAGGAGACCAAGGUGCCCUGGCCCAAGUCACUUGCAGAACACGCACCCGGGUUCCGGCGCACUGAGGGCGUCACGCAUCAGCAAGUAAUACAGAUUCCCAACACACAGGGCGUGUGGCCCGAGGAGUUCGGCGGGCCGCUGUAUGCGCCUGUACGCGGCAACAAGUCCCGCGCGUGGAUGGAGCUGAUCAAGUCAGACGGCAUGCCGUUAUGGGCGGAUCCUGAGGACCCAGCCCAGGCCGCCGCCAACGCCGCCAACCGCGAGCUCUUCACCUACCUGCCCGAGUGGAUCGGCAUUGCGUACGGCCAGGACGGCACCAGCGGAUACUGGAACCCGGCUCUGUACCGCGGCGCUAACGGCACUGGCACCUCGCCCUACGCGCUGGCGCACUUCUACCGCCUGUUUGGGGCGCCCAUGAACAAGCUCACCGUCAAGAUGGCGAACAACAUGUGGAACUGGGAGCUGUCGCACCUGCUGCACCCGCGCGGCGGCGUGUUCUUCGCCAGCACCGAGCACGCGCCCAUACCCGACGUGCUGGUGUAUUCGCCUGAGGUGGAGAACCGCGAGUGGGUGUCGCACGAGGAGUGGGACAAAGCAACCAAGGCCUUGACGCGGCUUGCCAUGGAGAUGGGGCGCACCGUCGUGUACCCCGCGCCACGCUGCAACCUAACCUGGCUGGGCGGCGAGCGGAACAACCACCUGCCGCUGGAAAUACCCAUGCAGUUCAAACACCAAUGCAUCCCCUACUCACCCUCGGGGAAAGGCUUCAACGACAACCGCUGCAUGCUAGGCGGCUACCUCAUGCAGGGCUGCAUGGCCGCGCGAUGGUACUUUGCUGGCGGCAUGUUCCCGCCCGAGUACGACCACCUUGUGGUGCACAUCCGGGACAAGGCCGCGGAGCACCCCGUGGCCACCGUGGCGGCGGAGCAGCUGGCGAGGAGCUGGGACUCGGAGGAGCUGGCAAAGACGCUCAUGGCGCAGCAUGGCGGCCUGGGUGCGGGACUGUUCCAUCCCAAGAUAGCUGAGAAGCUGGGAGCCGCGGCGGUGCCAGCAGUGCCGGCUGCUGCGCAGAAGCCCAGGGUACUUAUAAUCCCUAGUGUGCUGCAGCUCACCGAUAAGGUGGGGCCGCGGGAGCAGCUGUACCGGGACCAUGAGCGGGAGGACUUCAAUGUCAUGAGCUGUCCCUGGAUCCAGAAUAAACCGUUUGUGUAGGUAGGGCACUCACGGAUCCCCAACCCACGGGCGGAAGGAAGACCCUGCGCACUGCAACCUCCUCCGUUCAUGCAUGGACAGCAUACCUGGGAUCAAGGGCUCAGUCAUGCAGGUGCAGUAGGCUUGCAAGUCUGGAGGAAUACGACAAACGCUGGGCACGGUCGAGGACAGCCGCUGGAGACAUUCAUUGGUCGUAGCUAGCAAGCGGUGGGAGAGCGCGGGUAGUUUGCGCGAGCUGAGUUGCCCUGCAUAUCGCUUCAGGGUAGCCAUGUAGCCAGCAUGGGGUCGUUGAUUAGUCGGGGUGAGCAGGCUGCCAUGUUCGCCUGCUACAUAGCUGCAGUGUCCCAGCGGCAGGCAGCCGCUGAAAGAAGCGGCAUUAGCGUCUUGACUCGCAACAGUGGAUGGUACAGUCUCAGCCACACCUGGUCUUGGUGCUGGGCAGGCGCACUGUCAACUUGGACUGGUCCUGGAGCCGAUACGUCAUAGCACACAAACAUGUCACGACUGGAUCCUCCAUGGAGUUUGGUGCGGGACUGAGCUUUAGCGCUGUGAGUUUUUGCGGUGCUAGCACGUUUUUGGGGCCCUGGCUUAGUCCACGGCUGUCGUCCCACAUGUAACCUCUAUCAGCUAGCUUCUGGUUUUGCUGGGUUGUGCGGGUUUGAGGGUGUGCGGUGACGUUUCUCGCCCAAGGGCUUGCAUUGAUGCGCAUGAAUUCACGUCUAACAAGGCUGCCGAUG